GAGACCUCGACAAUAAACACCUAAAAAAAAAAAGCAAACAUUACUAUGUCAUCAUCUUAAUUUCCGAUUUCUGAAAAAACAUAUUUUAUUUUUCCAUUUUCACCCUGGUCGAAUCGUCGAUUUCAAUUCCCUGUUUUUUUUUUCUCAGUGUCAGAACAGAACUAGAUUCAGAUUCGGAUGUCCUGAAGCGCCCUCACACAUGGCCACGACGACAACAAGGUCCCCGAACCGUUCCUCCGAGGAUGCCGCCGCCGAUCCCACGCCGUUCCUCGCCACUUCCUCCGACGAAUCCACCUCCGGCCGCCUCCUCCUCCGCCGCCCCAGCCUCCGCGAGGCCGCGCGCUUCCUGCGCCAGGCCAGCGGCCGCCGCCUCAUGCGUGAGCCGUCCAUGGUGGUGCGGGAGGCGGCGGCGGAGCAACUCGAGGAGAGGCAGAGCGAUUGGGCCUAUUCCAAGCCCGUCGUCGUCUUGGACAUUCUCUGGAACUGCGCCUUCGUCGCCGCCGCCGCCACCGUCUUGGUUCUCAGCCGCAACGAGAAUCCCAACAUGCCUCUCAGGCUGUGGAUUGUAGGCUACGCUCUGCAGUCCGUUCUCCACGUCGCGUGCGUCUGCGUCGAGUACCGGCGCCGCCUGCGCCACCGCGAACACUCCAACGCGGCCGCCGUCUCGGGUGGCGGCAGCGGGGAUUUGAGUUCGCCUUCGAUGGACGGCUCUGGACACUACGUGUCGUUCGACGACGAUGGGAUAAGUAUGGCAAAGCAUUUGGAAUCAGCCAACACAAUGUUUUCGUUUAUUUGGUGGGUUGUUGGAUUCUAUUGGGUAUCAGCUGAUAGUGAAGCUUUGGUCCAAGAUUCUCCUCUGCUUUACUGGUUAUGUAUAGCCUUCCUGGGUUUUGAUGUUUUCUUUGUCGUUUUCUGUAUUGCACUAGCAUGCAUCAUUGGUAUUGCUGUUUGCUGUUGUCUUCCAUGUAUCAUUGCACUCCUGUAUGCAGUUGCAGACCAGGAAGGGGCAUCAAAAGAAGACAUUGAGCAGUUGUCAAAAUUCAAGUUCCAAAGAACUGAAACUAAUGAGAAACAUGCUGGGAAUACACAAGGAGCUGCUGGAGGAAUAAUGAUUGAAUGCGAUGCUGAUUCUCCCAUUGAACAUGUUCUUUCUGACGAGGAUGCGGAAUGUUGCAUCUGCCUUUCUGCUUAUGAUGAUGGGGUUGAACUUAGAAAACUUCCUUGUAGCCACCAUUUUCACUGUGCCUGUGUGGACAAAUGGCUGCAUAUCAAUGCUACUUGCCCCCUCUGCAAGUACAACAUCUUGAAAAGUACCAGUCAUGGUCAAGACGAAGUGUAGUCAGAAAAGCUCCUGGCAGCCAUGUUGGGGAAAUUUCAUCUCUUGUGGUUCACAGUAUAAUAGGCACAACUUGUUAAUAUAAUUCAAUACAGGCGUUUAUUGUAGUUGCUGCUGCUGCAUACUCGUUUACGUCGUAGCGAUAGUUGUUUUGAUUAUUCUUCGUUAUGAUGGCUUCUUAAUGGUUAUGUACAUCUGCUCAUUGUAUACCGUAAAUAAUUAUCUGGAGGCAAGUUGGUUGACAUUUUUUUUAUCUUUGUCAUCAUUAUUGUUCUUUGAGGGUAUACUGUCUUUUAUAAAUCCCCAGUAUGUCUCGUUGUACAGUUUGAGUAUGGUCAAUUGAACCUGCCUCCUUGUUUGUCACCGUUAGCGAGUUUCUGAAUUCAAAUUGAGGCUGUCACCAAUGUUGGUUAUUUAUGGAUUUACCGCUAGCUGGAUUGGUUGCUGAUUCUAGAGCUGAAGAAUGAGACCAAAAUAGUCAGUGACUCAGUGGCUACCAGCUGAGUCCGAGGAAGAACUGGAUGUUUAUGGUCAUUAAAAGUUGGCAGCUCCUGUUUUUGCUGAAUCACAUGACAGUUCAGAAGUUCGCAUUAUGAUUUUGCGUUCAUCUGGUAUUGGUGGCAUGAUUGUAGUUUUAUAUAUCUUCCAAAUGUAGUUCAUUCAACUUCAAGGCAUAGAUGUCUCUUGCACGAACUUUCUGGAAAUAAUUCAAAGGAUUUAGGCUUAUCAUCAGUUUUUAAUGUUACUAAGAACAAUGAUGCGUGAUUAUAUUACAUGUCUAUUACGAGUCUCACAAUAACUACA
Glycine soja is the source of this 2140-nucleotide messenger RNA. Its product is annotated as E3 ubiquitin-protein ligase At1g12760-like. Bases 200 to 1339 code for a protein of 379 amino acids. The transcript has 5 exons. The record is from RefSeq and is a predicted model, not a curated record. Lineage: Eukaryota; Viridiplantae; Streptophyta; Magnoliopsida; Fabales; Fabaceae.